Molecule: messenger RNA, 987 nt
Organism: Arachis ipaensis
Lineage: Eukaryota; Viridiplantae; Streptophyta; Magnoliopsida; Fabales; Fabaceae
Source: RefSeq, a predicted model, not a curated record
AUGUCAGGUAUAUUUACGGAUACUGAGAUGAAUGAGCAAUACCAGGAGGACGAUGACUUUAACCAACAAGAAGAGCUAGUAAGUGACCAAGAUAUGAUGGAUGAACAGAAUGAAUUCGAACAAGAUUUCGGAGAUGAAUUUACUGAGGGAGCAUAUUUUUUUGAAUCUGAUCAGUCAGAAGAUAUCCUUGAAGCUGCUUAUGCGCUUGCAUUUGAUUUUUAUCUGAAGUACUCAAAGUCGAAGGGCUUUAGUGCAAAGAAGAGCAAGACCUUCAAGAAUAGUAUUGGCGAGAUUUACAAACAAAAGUUUGUAUGUCAUAGGCAAGGAUUCAGGGAGGAGAAAUAUUACAUGAUGGAAAUAUUACAAACUACUGAUACAUAUAUUUGGCUCCUGCGUCAACUCAUGUUUGCAAUGAAGGGCAAGACCCUGACCUCAAUAAUAACUUAUGGGGCCAUGGCGAUUAGGAAUGCAGUAAGAGAUGUAUUUCCCGAACUCAGACAUAGAUUAUGCGCUUGGCACCUUAUUCGAAAUGCAACUAGCAAUGUUGAAAAUCCAUCGUUUACAUCUAAAUUCAGAAAAAUCAUGUUGGGAGACUACGAGAUUCCCGUGUUUAAGCAUAAGUGGGUUCAGCUUAUUGAAGAAUUUGGCCUUGAGGAUAAGCCGUGGGUGAUCAACAUGUACAAAGAGAAGCAUAUAUGGGCUACUGCAUAUAUAAGAGGAAAAUUCUUUGCUGGCUUUAGAACUACCUCAAGAUGUGAAGGUUUACACUCAGUUGUGGCAAGGUAUGUGGGGUCGCGGUAUGAUUUGACAAGUUUUGUAGAGCAUUUUCAAAGGUGUGUUGCACACUUGCGCUUUAAAGAAUUUAAUGCGGAUUAUGAAUCUACACGUAGGGUGCCCGUCAUGCAGACUUGUAUAGAGCUACUAGAGAGAUAUGCUGCUGAGUUAUACACUCAUGAGAUUUUUUUUGUUUCGGCCAUUUCUCUCUAG